UAUAUAUAUAUAUAAGAAGUACAUGGCUUGAGAAAGGUGAGAAUUGUGUACAUAAGAAUCGAAACAGUUUACAACGGAAAUCAUUCGAGUGUCGGAAUAGAAAGAAAGAGUAUCGUUGCCGUUUUUGACUUGCUUUAUUUCAGUUUUGACACGUAUUACGAUUAUAAUAUACUAGGUAAAUAAUAAUGAAUAACGAAAAUAAAUAAAUAAACAUAGUAAGUGAGUGUCUGUGAUAACAUUUUAAGGUCCUAAUUCGGCGACGAAUUUAAUUAUUAUCGGUUGUACGAUUUCAUUAACAUAAUAAAUAUAAAAUGAGUUGCAGGAGCUCGAGUUCAAGGAAGAAAUUAAACAGCGGAUCGAGUUCAAACUGUCGCUGUAAGGUCAUCAGAGCGGCGGACAGCACAGAACUCUCGACUUCUUACUCCUCUUCGACAUCAUCGUCUUCCUCAGACUCCGAAUGUUCACGGUGCUGUAAUUCAAAUUGCAAUCGUCGAAAGCGUGAUCGUUCAAAUCAUGAUCAUUCAAGUAAUAGUCACCGCACCUGUAGAAGUAUACCCAAAAGACGAAGAAGUAAGACAAACGCAAAGAAACAAAUUGCAUUGUUAUGCAAGAAGAAGAAUUCAAAGAGGAACAAUUCUUCAAAGAGAAAGCUUCGACAUAGGAGAAGAAGUUCGUCGUCAUCUUGGUGCUCGUGUUCGGGUUGCGAUUGUUCGGAGAACUCGGAAGACAGCAACGAUGAGCACGCCGUUACCUCAUCGAGCAAAGGAAGGAAUAAAUCACGUCGUAGAACAAAAUGAUAAUGGAACCGCAUUAAGCUCGCCCUCGUAAACCCAAUUCAUUUGGUCACCAAUCCUGAUUUUAAUAUUUUUGUACAUAACAACGAUUUAUUUAUUAACUUUUUCGUAUUUAUUAAAUUAUACCGAUAAUUAGAAA
Molecule: messenger RNA, 933 nt
Organism: Bombus impatiens (common eastern bumble bee)
Lineage: Eukaryota; Metazoa; Arthropoda; Insecta; Hymenoptera; Apidae
Product: suppressor protein SRP40
Exons: 3
Coding region: 312-797 (161 amino acids)
Source: RefSeq, a predicted model, not a curated record